Molecule: messenger RNA, 6301 nt
Organism: Ictidomys tridecemlineatus (thirteen-lined ground squirrel)
Lineage: Eukaryota; Metazoa; Chordata; Mammalia; Rodentia; Sciuridae
Gene: Cntn5
Product: contactin 5
Biological process (GO): cell-cell adhesion; axon guidance; brain development
Cellular component (GO): axon; plasma membrane
Molecular function (GO): cell-cell adhesion mediator activity
Source: RefSeq, a predicted model, not a curated record
AGCCAGUCAGAGGCGCGGGGCGCGGGGCGCGCGGACGCAUUGGAGGAAAACACUCGAGCCCCAAACACACCAGCCGGAGGAGGCGCCGCACCUACUUCCCAAUAUAACCAACUACAGAGUGGGGGAGCGUAACUGCAAGAAGGCAGCAGCCAAAGUGCCAUUAAAGCUCUGGGCGGAAAGGAUGCGUUACCUGGGUCCGGUCUUCUGGGAGAGGCAGGGCAAGCUGGAGGAUUCCCUCUGAAUGAUUAAAAACUCCGCAAUUCUCUUCUGCCACAGGCUGAGAAGGACCCAAGGAACUGCUCUGUCUGAACUGUGCCGACGGGCAGGAGGAUGGGAGACAGGAACUGAGAGUCACAGAGGAAGGACAGGGGAGUCUGGCAUCUCAUUGGUGUUCUUAAAAGAUUGCCAUUUAAUGCCAUUCAAGAUCUACAAAGCAUGAUUUCUGCAUGAUCCCUACAGAAGGAUUACUUUACAGAAACCAGUUCCUUGUUCAACAGAAUAAUUUGGACCCUAUUUCAGAAAGCAGGGCAAUCUUUAAUGAAGAAAUAUCAGCACUGAUAGACACGCUGGAGCACACAAGAUUCCAGUGACCCAGGAUGGCUUCCUUUUGGACACUAAUUCUGUUUCUCUCAGUCACCGGGUGUCUUUCAGAGUAUUCUGAAGCUCCUCCUGGUCUCCCUACUUCACAAGCAGCUUUGCUAAGAAUUAAGAAGAGCUCAUCCUCAUCUCUCUUUGGUUCCAAGGCCAGACAGCGAUACAGCAGCCCUUCCUUGGGAACACUGAGUGUCUCUUCGCCCAGCUGGCGAGGGGCAGCUCAACACUAUUAUUCUCCCAUCAGUCUUUAUCAUUCCUCAGAUGCCUUCAAACAAGAUGAAAGUGUGGACUAUGGGCCAGUGUUUGUACAAGAACCAGAUGACAUCAUUUUCCCAACUGAUUCUGAUGAGAAGAAGGUAGCACUGAAUUGUGAAGUUCGUGGCAACCCAGUUCCCAGCUACAGAUGGCUCCGGAAUGGAACAGAAAUAGAUUUGGAAAGUGAUUACCGCUAUAGUUUGAUAGAUGGCACCUUCAUCAUAAACAAUCCAAAUGAAGCAAAGGACUCUGGUCAUUAUCAGUGUUUAGCAACCAACACCUUUGGAAGUAUUCUGAGUAGAGAAGCCACACUUCAGUUUGCCUAUCUGGGAAAUUUUAGUGGCCGGACAAGAAGUGCAGUCUCUGUGAGGGAAGGCCAGGGGGUUGUUCUGAUGUGCUCUCCUCCGCCUCAUUCACCAGAGAUCAUCUAUAGCUGGGUGUUUAAUGAGUUCCCUUCUUUUGUGGCGGAAGACAGCCGGCGGUUCAUUUCCCAGGAGACAGGCAACCUUUAUAUUUCUAAAGUGCAAACCUCAGAUGUCGGCAGCUAUAUUUGUCUGGUGAAAAACACAGUGACGAAUGCUCGAGUACUUAGUCCUCCAACACCACUCACUCUACGAAAUGAUGGUGUGAUGGGAGAAUAUGAGCCGAAAAUUGAGGUGCAUUUUCCUUUCACGGUUACAGCUGCUAAGGGAACAACUGUUAAGAUGGAGUGCUUUGCACUUGGCAACCCUGUUCCAACAAUCACAUGGAUGAAGGUUAAUGGUUAUAUUCCUAUUAAGUCACGUCUGCGGAAAUCUCAGGCAGUGCUGGAAAUACCGAAUGUGCAACUGGAUGAUGCAGGCAUAUAUGAGUGCAGAGCUGAAAACUCUCGUGGAAAAAAUUCUUUUCGUGGACAAUUACAAAUAUACACCUUCCCACACUGGUUAGAGAAACUGAACGACACUCAAUUAGACAGUGGAAGCCCUCUCCGAUGGGAAUGUAAAGCCACUGGAAAGCCUAGGCCCACAUAUCGGUGGCUGAAGAAUGGAGUACCACUCUUACCUCAGAGUAGGGUUGACAUGGUUAAUGGAGUACUGAUGAUCCACAACGUGAAUCAAUCGGAUGCUGGGAUGUAUCAGUGUUUGGCUGAAAAUAAGUAUGGAGCCAUUUAUGCAAGUGCUGAACUGAAGAUUCUAGCUUCAGCUCCCACCUUUGCACUGAAUCAAGUGAAGAAAACAAUAAUUGUCACCAAAGACCGAGAAGUGAUAAUAGAGUGCAAACCUGAAGGCUCUCCCAAGCCCACCAUCUCUUGGAAGAAGGGAGAUAAAGCAGUAAGAGAGAACAAAAGAAUAGCUAUUCUUCCAGACGGGAGCCUACGGAUACUAAAUGCUUCUAAGUCAGAUGAAGGGAAGUACGUUUGCCGAGGGGAAAACAUCUUUGGUUCUGCUGAAAUAAUAGCAUCUGUAUCUGUAAAAGAACCUACAAGGAUAGAACUUACUCCUAAAAGAACAGAGUUAACUGUUGGAGAAAGUAUAGUCCUUAAUUGCAAAGCAAUUCAUGAUGCUAGUUUGGAUGUCACUUUCUACUGGACGCUAAAAGGACAGCCUAUUGAUUUCGAGAAAGAAGGUGGACAUUUUGAAAGCAUCAGGGCCCAAGCAUCCUCUGCAGAUUUAAUGAUCAGGAACAUCCUUCUGAUGCAUGCUGGGAGAUAUGGCUGCAGGGUACAGACCACAGCAGACAGUGUGUCAGAUGAGGCAGAACUUCUUGUUAGGGGUCCCCCAGGUCCACCUGGAAUAGUAAUUGUGGAGGAAAUCACUGACAGCACAGCCACACUCUCCUGGAGUCCGGCAGCUGACAACCACAGCCCAAUCUCCUCCUAUAACCUGCAGGCUCGCAGUCCCUUCUCCUUGGGCUGGCAAACUGUAAAAACAGUCCCAGAAAUCAUAACAGGAGAUAUGGAGUCAGCCAUGGCAGUGGACUUAAACCCCUGGGUGGAAUAUGAGUUUCGGGUAGUAGCCACCAAUCCAAUUGGGACUGGAGAUCCAAGCACCCCAUCUCGGAUGAUCCGCACAAAUGAGGCAGUUCCAAAGACAGCACCCACCAAUGUCAGUGGAAGAAGUGGAAGAAGGCAUGAGCUGGUCAUCGCCUGGGAGCCAGUAUCUGAAGAGUUUCAGAAUGGGGAAGGCUUUGGUUAUAUUGUGGCUUUUAGACCCAAUGGAACACGUGGCUGGAAGGAAAAAAUGGUGACAUCCUCUGAAGCUUCCAAAUUUAUUUAUCGAGAUGAAAGUGUCCCUCCCCUUACACCUUUUGAAGUAAAGGUUGGCGUUUAUAACAAUAAAGGAGAUGGACCUUUCAGUCAAAUUGUGGUCAUCUGUUCAGCUGAAGGAGAACCCAGUGCUGCUCCCACGGAUGUCAAGGCUACAAGUGUGUCUGUGUCAGAGAUUCUUGUUGCAUGGAAACAUAUUAAAGAGAGCCUAGGAAGACCGCAGGGAUUUGAGGUUGGUUACUGGAAAGACAUGGAACAAGAAGAUGCAGCAGAAACAGUCAAAACUAGGGGGAAUGAGUCAUUUAUCAUCCUGACAGGAUUAGAAGGAAAUACCUUAUAUCACUUCACAGUGCGGGCUUACAAUGGAGCUGGAUACGGGCCACCUAGCAGUGAAGUGAGUGCAACCACCAAGAAAUCCCCCCCCAGUCAAGCACCUAGCAACCUCCGGUGGGAGCAGCAAGGCUCUCAGGUGUCUCUGGGCUGGGAGCCGGUCAGACCUUUAGCCAAUGAAUCAGAAGUCAUGGGUUAUAAGGUUUUUUAUAGGCAAGAGGGUCACAGCAACAGUCAAGUCAUUGAAACGCAGAAACCUCAAGCAGUAGUACCACUCCCCGAUGCUGGAGUCUAUAUUAUUGAAGUCCGAGCAUACAGCGAAGGAGGGGAUGGAACAGCUAGUUCCCAAAUCAGGGUACCAUCGUAUUCAGGUGGGAAAAUCACAAGCGCUCAGCCAACCCUGCAUACACUCUCCACAUCAUCAUCAGUAACGUUGCUCUUGGCAUUGAUGAUUCCUUCAACUUCCUGGUGAAAGCUGCCAACUUAAUUUGAUUUUCUUUGCUUUAGCUUGAGAGCAGCAGUGAAUAGAGUGUAGUUAAUUGGAGACCCAGGACCCUGAGAUAAGCUUUAAAACUUGGGACUACACAUGGUGCACUUACAGAAGGUCGGGAGGAAAAUAUUACUUAUCCAUCAGGUUUCUCUUUGGUUUUUGUAAAUGGAAAGGACAGUUCUUGGUCCAAUAAAAAUAUGCAGAUUGUAUGUAAUGAAUUUUUGUAAGCAAAGGUAAUUUCUGUCGAAUGUAUUCUGAAUUUUUUUAAUAUGUUGGAAUUUGAUUUUAUAUCUGAUGACUCUAAGUAUGUGCCAUCCAUUUGUUAAGUGGUAACUAGCAGGUCUGUUUCAAAAACAAAUACAAAACCAAGAAUGAAAAGUUUGUUUAGAAUCUGAGUCCAGUGUUUUUAUUUUCUAUUCAGCUAACUAUUCCAAUUGCCAAACCAGCAGGAGAUAUGAAAAAUAUUUCAGUUAUGUGGCCCAUUAAAGGAUAAAUACUCAAAAUUUUUCUCAAAAACAUAUGGGUGCAUAGGGAAAUUGCAAGAUUUAUCAAUACACUAUUCUAUAUGCACUCCUAGAACCAGAUAAUAGGGUAGGGAAUAAGCCAUUAAUAUACGUGCAAGGUAAAUAUAAAGUAAGUCCAAAUGAAUUUAUUGUUUUCCAUCAAGUUCUAUGUUAUCUAGCAAUGAAGAGUGUAAAUGUUUAUUUUUACUAAUACAAAAGAGUUUAAAGUCACAAAAAUAUAUGAUAACUAAAAACUGAGACAAUAAUAUGAAGCCACAGGCACUAACUUAAAAACAUAACAAAUAAGACAGAGCUUUUUAAUUUCUCUACCUACUUUCAAAGCAAAUUUGAAUUAAAUCCAAUGCUUUCUUGUAACUACAAAUAAUUUUAAGGACAAUAAAAAUUUGUUGUGGAAAUAAUUAUACAGACAUAUUGUCUGUGGAUUAAAAUGAUUCAAGUACAGCAAAUAAAUACUUUUCAGACAGUUCCAUGCCAUUUAUAAAAUCUUACCAACUACUAAAAUAAAGAAGAGCUGUUGGAUAAGUUGAUUUUUAGAAAAUUAAUCUGUGGGAACAUAGAAUCAUCAUAGGGACUCUGCUAUUUCUUCCAGACACAUACUGCUUGAUUUUCUAGCUUGGGAGGUGAUUACGACUUGCUAUUUUGAAAAGUCAAAUUGAACCUAAGUUAUUCUAGAUAGUUAUUGGAAAGCUAGGUGAAAGUUUUCUACUUGAUGAAUCAUGAAUUUCUAGAAAAUAUGAGGAUGUGCCAGAGUUGACAUUACACCCAAGAAUAGGUCUGAAAAGAUUCAUUGCAACCUCAUUUGCCAGAAAAGAGCCUAGAGAAACUAGUCUUACAGGUGAUGCUGACAUGAGAACAAAAAGCAGUUUCCCUUUAUUUUCCUUUAUAUAAUCUAAACCUAUCAACUCUAUUUGCAUCUUUACCAACUAAGCAUAACAAUAUUAAGUUUAAGUUGCUGGUUAACCAUUGAAGUAUCAGAGGAAAGAUUAGGGAUUCCUUUUUUUUGGAGGGGGGGGGGCGUUACUAGGAAUCGAACUCAGAGGCACUCGACCACCGAGCUACAUCUCCAGUCCUACGUUAUAUUUUAUUUGGAGACAGGGUCUCACUGAGUUGCUUAGCGCCUCACCAUUGCUGAGGCUGGCUUUGAACUUCCAAUCCUCCCAUUUUAGACUCUCCAACCGCUGAGAUUAUAGGCAUUCACCAUAACAUCUGGCAAGAUUAGGAAUUCUGUUCUGAACAGCCUAAAGAUUAGUUUUAGAGAGAUAACUAUAUAUUUCAAUUACUUGUUGUAUUUGGAGAAGAUUACGUUCAAGACACUCCUGAACAAACACAAAGUAAUUUAAAAUACUGUUUUAGUCAGAAGAUUAUAAUAAACACUACAGAUGGUGAAUAUGUUAGCCUUUAAAUAACAACAAUGAAGUGGCCUUUCUCGACUGACUCCUUUGAAGUGGGAGAGGCUCAACUUUGCAAAUAGAGGGAUGCUAACUCUCCUAAGUAUGAUGUAAUUUAUGAAAACUAAUUGUACAGGUGAAAAAAAAUGAAGGAUAUUUAAAAGUUGGAAAUAAUUGUUACAUAUUUGAUGAACCAAAAAGCAUUUUCUUCCUUUUCUAUAAUAUUCUAUACUAAGUUCAGUGAAGGAUUUCAAGAAUGAAGAUAUACUAACAUUUUUAUAAAGCAAAACCCAAUAAAUAUGUUGAUGUAUGACAACUUAAAAUUAACCAGUAUCUCCAGGCACAAUGAUACAUGCCUGAAAUCCCAGUGACCUGAGAGGUUGAGGCAGGAGGAUGGUACAUUCGAGGCGGCCUCAACAAUUUAGUGAGGCCCUAAGCAACUUAGAGAGACCCUGUAUCAAAAUUUAAAAAUAAA